This is a messenger RNA of Micromonas commoda, 1194 nucleotides long. RefSeq lists its product with no specific name. Gene Ontology annotation, molecular function: fatty-acyl-CoA binding; protein binding. Lineage: Eukaryota; Viridiplantae; Chlorophyta; Mamiellophyceae; Mamiellales; Mamiellaceae. The transcript has a single exon. The record is from RefSeq and is a predicted model, not a curated record. Bases 1 to 1194 code for a protein of 397 amino acids.
AUGCCCUCUGACGCGGAGCGCCUCGCGGGGGUUGGCGUCGCCGUCGCCGCCGUCGGCCUCACGACCGCCGCCUCCUUCUACGCGUCGAGGCCGGGGCCCAAGCGAUGGACUCGGUGGUUAUUCGUCGGCGGCGCGGCGGCCGCGUACGGAGCGUACAGCCUCGCGACGUGGCUCGAGGAUCAGAAGAACGAGGCAGCGCGCGGUGGCGACGUGCGCGACGCGCUCGAGACGCGCAAGAAGGAGACGCACCGCGGCGCCGUCUCAUCCGCCGACGUUCCCUCAUCCUCCGACGAGAUCCGCGCGUCCGAUCCCGAACCCCCGGCGAGGCGGUCGCAGAUGGACCAGCUCCUCGACGCCGUCGCCGACGGCUACGACGACGACCUCGACGCCGACUUCGAUCGCGCCGCCAAAUUCAUGGCGUCCACCACCGACUUACGGCUCACGAACGACCAGAAGCUGCGCGUCUACGCCCUCUUCAAGCAGGCCACGUUUGGACGAUGCGACCAACCAAAGCCGCGGCUGCUCGACGGCUUGGCGCGGCACGCCAAGUGGACGGCGUGGAACGAGCUCGGGGAGUUGUCACGCGACGACGCGAAGGAGGCGUACGUCGAGCUCGUGGCGGAGCUCCGGCGGAGGACGGAGGCGGACGAGGGUGGCGAUGGCGACGGCACAGCUGGCGAUGGCGACGAAGGCACAGCUGUCGACGGCGAAGGCGACGCGCUCGGCGGGCUCGGCGGUCCGGUGUUUUCGCGGCCGCGGAUGCCCUUCGACGUUGGGGAUGCCGAGGGGGAUGCCGAGGGGGGUGCCGAGGGGGGUGCCGAGUCGAUCGGGGCGAUGGAUCCGCUGCUGGAGGCGUGCCGGCGGGGCGACGUCGAGUCGCUUCGACGCGCGGCGAACUUCGGCCCCCUCGACCUUCGCCUCGCGGACGAGUGCGGCCGCACCGCGCUGCACUGGGCGGCGGACGGCGGGCACGUGCAGGUGGCGACGGCGCUGAUCAAGAUGGGCGCGGACGUGGACGCGGUGGACGACGACGGUCAGACGGCGCUUCACUACGCCGCGACGUGCGAGAGGGCGGAGAUGUGUAGGCUCCUGUUGGAGAGCGGCGCAGAUCCGGACGCGGAGGAUGCGGACGGCGACACGCCGAACGCGCUCGGGGCGGUGGGUCUCGCCAUGCGGUCGCCGGGCGCGGACUGA